AUGCACGAAGUUAAUCGCAUGUCUUUGCUACGAUACAUUCGUAAACGCGAUGGAGUCACUGCAGGCCAGAAUGAAGACAGCGUCAGCAUGGGAUAUGCCGCACAUAAUAAAGUGUUCUCUGAGGAGCAGGAACAGCAGCUGGCACUUUAUAUAACACGAUGCGCAGAAAUAUAUUUUGGCCUUUCUCCGAAAGAGGUGCGGAAGCUAGCUUUCGAACUUAGUACUAAAUACAAUCUGAAGCGACCUGCUACUUGGCUCGAGAAUGAGAUGGCUGGCGAGGAAUGGUUUCGUUCAUUCAUGAAUAGGAAUCCUUCACUCUCUGUUCACGUAGCUCAAGCAACUAGCCUUUCAAGAGCAACGAGCUUUAAUAAAACAAAUGUAAAAGCUCUUUAUGACAAUUUGCAAACUGUUAUGGACAGACAGAAAUAUGAACCACAGGAUAUAUACAAUGUUGACGAAACAGGCGUCACCACUGUCCAAAAACCUGACAAGGUAGUAGCAAGACGUGGGGUACGCCAAGUGGGAGCUCUUACUUCAGCUGAGCGAGGCACAUUAGUCACAGUUGCUUUGGCAGUAAAUGCCUUUGGGAAUACUAUGCCUCCUCUAUUUAUAUUUCCACGGGUUCGUUAUCGUGAUCAUUUUGUUAGGGAUGGGCCUGUAGGAUCAAUUGGGACUGCAAAUCCUUCAGGAUGGAUGCAAGAUGAAUCGUUCUUAGUAUUUCUCCAACAUUUUAAGAAAUUCUCUAAUGCUUCUCAAGCGCAUAAAGUGUUGCUAUUGCUGGAUAACCAUUCCUCACACAUCCACAUCAACACAUUGGAUUUUUGUGAAGAAAAUGGAAUCACAUUGCUUUCAUUUCCUCCACACUGUUCGCACAAACUACAACCCUUGGAUAGAUCUGUGUUCGGACCCUUCAAGAAAGCUAUAAAUACUGCUUGUGAUGGCUGGAUGUGGAGUCACCCUGGAGAAACAAUGACAAUCUACGAUAUACCAGGUAUUAUCAAAACUGCUAUGCCUCUGGCUUUCAUACAAUCGAACAUUCAGGCUGGUUUUUGCAAAACUGGUAUUCACCCCUAUAAUCUUAAUGUAUUUCAAGAAACUGACUUUGCAUCUUCCUUUGUUACGGACAGCGCAAACCCUGACAGAGAAAAGAACGCUUGUGCAACACCAUCUCUUGAAAUGCACACACCGAAACCUGAGACUGGGAAAAACAAUGCUGGAGUUAACAAUGAAAUACCACAGUUUUUAACACAAGAAUUUGGCUUUUCACCAUCGUCUGAAAUAGAAAGACCUGACUCUGGAGACAACAAUCCUGAACGCAAUCAUGAAUUGGAGCCACUUUCAGCUUCUUUAUUAUGCGAAUCUUCAAUCCCAAGUUCAAGUAGUAUUGAGCUAACUGCGUCAUUCUCAGCCACUCCACCUGUUUUCUCGCCUGAAAUUGUUCAGCCUUUUCCUUAG
Molecule: messenger RNA, 1455 nt
Organism: Schistocerca piceifrons (Central American locust)
Lineage: Eukaryota; Metazoa; Arthropoda; Insecta; Orthoptera; Acrididae
Exons: 1
Coding region: 1-1455 (484 amino acids)
Cellular component (GO): nucleus
Molecular function (GO): DNA binding
Source: RefSeq, a predicted model, not a curated record